GUUAUACACAUUAUGAUAACAAGAUAAAAAUUGAAGUCAGAAUUACAAUUGUUUGUAAUUUAGUGAGCUUCCAAAAUAUCUUAAAAGUAUAGACGAACAACGUACAGUUCGAAUGCCAGCCUACAUGUGAUUAAAUAAUUCCGUUGUAAUUAUUUUCUUUUUAAGUCUACAACUUGUUGCAUCAUGAGAUAAUUUAAAUUGAAUUUGAUGUGAAGAAUUUUUUCUACAAUGGAAGUCGACACAAUUGAUAAAUUAACCAGUCAUUCUGUUUAUGAUUAUGAUGGUAAUGAAAAAACACCACUUUAUGCUAAAAAUGACAAUGACAAAACUGUACUUAAAUUAAUUAUUGGUUUUUGUAUGGUAUUUUGUAUUGGAUUAUUAAUUAUUUUGUUGAUUCAUAUUCAUUAUGGACCACAUCAGUUAGUACCUCAUGGGAAUGUAGCCAGUGAUGAUGCUCAAUGUUCCAAGUAUGGAACUGAUAUGCUUAAAAUAGGUGGUAACGCAGUUGAUGCAGCAAUUACAACUGCAUUGUGUAAUUCUGUAGUAUUACCUCAUCUUUCUGGACUAGGAGGAAACGGUGUUAUGAUAAUUUAUGACCACCGAACUGGAAUAGGAAAGACUAUUGAUUUUGGUGCUGCAUACAGUUUGAAUUCAAGUAUUGGAGUCCCAGGUUUUUUGAUUGGAUUAUAUUAUGCUAAUAUGAAAUAUGGAAUUCUUCCGUGGAAAACUCUAGUGGAACCUUCCAUUAAUCUUGCAAAAACUGGCAUAAUAGUUACAAAAAGCUUACGUGAUUCAAUUAUUGAACUGAGUACCACAAAAUUAAUUAAAGAUAAAAACCUAAAAGAUUGGUCAGAUACAGUACUAAAUGUUUCACGUGAUCAAGUAAUUGCUGUUCCAAAUGGCCUUAUUGAUACUCUUACUUUAAUAUAUCGACAUGGACCUAUUGAAUUUUAUAAAGAAAUGUCUAAAGAGUUGGAAUUAUAUUUAAAGCCAGAUGAUGUUACUGGCUAUCAACCAUUUAUAUUACCAAUGUUAAAACAAAACAUUAUGAAUUAUAGUAUUUUAACUUCUAAUAAAGGUACUGGAGGACCAAUAUUAAUAGACAUACUAAGUAAAAUUAAUAACACAAAUAAUAUGGAUACUGUAUCAUUAUUAAAUGGAAUUAAAAAUUUAAGUGUUGAUUGGUCAGCUGAAAAUGCAGGGUUACAAGUUUCUACUACAGAUGUAUUUGAUCUUUAUGUAACUAUCAUUAGUGGUCUUGGUUCUGUUUUUGGAUCCCGUAUUUUAACUAAAUCUGGUUACAUACUAAACAAUGCUUUGGAUCUAAACUAUAAGCAUCAAUAUAUAAACCAAACUGCAAGAAUACCUUCUUUACAUUUACCUUUUAUAGCUGUAGAAACGGGAAAAAUAUGUGGAAGAAGAUUAAUAUCUGGUUCUGCUGAUGUACGUGAUGGUGUUGAAAUACUUUUAUCCAUGUUGAAAACAGAUCCACAAGACAUUUUUAAUGUUAAUAAUAUUCCACGUUUUCGUUUAAACUAUAGUGAUAUCAAAAUAGAAUAUCCAAAUAAGUUUCCCAACAAAAUUAAAGAAUUGUUUGUAAAAUCUGGAUAUCAUAUAUCUGAAGCACCUUUGCCUUAUCCUACUUCUAAUGUUGUACAAAAAGUAGGAGAUAUAUCUAUUGCUUUUUCAGAUAUUCGUGGAUCUGGAAAGUCAAUAACUAUAUGAUAAUUUAUUAUUAAUAUUACCAUAUCUUAAGUCUAAAAUAUGAGGUGCUCUAGUAGGUAAAAAACUAAAUAAAUUAUCAUUAAUAUUAUUAUUAUCAAUAAAAAAUGUACAAGAAAAAUUAUUUAAGAAUACUACGUACAUAGUUUAACUACUAAUUAUGCCACUAUUAAA
Sipha flava (yellow sugarcane aphid) is the source of this 1896-nucleotide messenger RNA. RefSeq names its product glutathione hydrolase 7-like. Gene Ontology annotation, cellular component: plasma membrane. Lineage: Eukaryota; Metazoa; Arthropoda; Insecta; Hemiptera; Aphididae. The transcript is spliced from 8 exons. Gene Ontology annotation, molecular function: glutathione gamma-glutamate hydrolase. Gene Ontology annotation, biological process: glutathione catabolic process. The record is from RefSeq and is a predicted model, not a curated record. The coding region runs from base 229 to 1725 and encodes 498 amino acids.